Molecule: messenger RNA, 1043 nt
Organism: Rhipicephalus sanguineus (brown dog tick)
Lineage: Eukaryota; Metazoa; Arthropoda; Arachnida; Ixodida; Ixodidae
Exons: 2
Coding region: 51-761 (236 amino acids)
Source: RefSeq, a predicted model, not a curated record
CGUUGGACCGAGUCUUCUUCUAUCCGGAAGAUCAAGCAGAAGCAGCCAUAAUGGAGGUCCCGGAAUGCCAUCUUUCGAGUUCAGAACGGCUGGAUGACCGCGCACCACAGGAGUGCCAACAUGUACCGCAGGAAUCGCGAGAACCAUCCUUCGAGAACGCAGCCAAGGCCUUUGAAGAAGGACCGGUCAGUCAGGAGAAAACGAUGGACCAUCAGGACGCAAAGGAUCCGGUCCUUCGAGUGCGGGACGCUGGCGAUUACUUCGGAGACCCGACGCCAAGGAUCUCAAGACUGACGACGCUGCUGGCUGCUCAAGGGGCUUACAAAAUGCUGGGAAAUAGAAGUCAACAAGCGCUGAAAGAGUACGAGAAAUCCUGCCUCGUCGCACCCAAAGAGGCGACGUCCACAGACACAUCGCGACUACCGUGCGAAGCUUGCCGGCAACCGGAAUUCUCCGACGUCGGCCGCUCCAGGAGACCUUCGAGCGAACAAGCGCAAAACGACGACCUCUACGAUGACUCGGGCGACUCCGUGGAGCAUUUGAUGUCCAAGCUAGAAGAGCUAACGAUCGAAUCAAAGUGUUUCCAACGGUGUCAUGUUCCGACUGCGUGCGAACACUUGGGCACGGAGAGCACCGACAUCUUGGGAACAGUCGAGCGCCAACUGGAAGACAUGGAGCUGAACCCACACCAUGCCGAAACACCGAUAGCUGCCUCUGGAGAUGAACCGAAACGCACCGAUAUCGCUGGCCCGAUGCCGUAGACACAGCCGCGGAAGCGAUGCAAGACUCGCUGCAUCGAAGCGAGGCCUUCCGCUGACUAUUGACGGACGUUAAAUGUCAACAGACGACCGAAGACACCGUGGCUUGUGUGGACGUCGCUUUGUCAGUAAGCGCAUCUUCGCGGAGAUGAUGUCCCGAUAGCUGGCUUUACGAGGCUGAUGUUUAAACUUCUAGUCAGCAGUAUGGAUCUCCAUUUCAAAAGUUUUCGGCAAAAUCCACUUACUAUUUUUUUUAAUAUAGGCAGCUAGUAGAUCGCUUGAAAU